Molecule: messenger RNA, 4229 nt
Organism: Rhipicephalus sanguineus (brown dog tick)
Lineage: Eukaryota; Metazoa; Arthropoda; Arachnida; Ixodida; Ixodidae
Exons: 1
Coding region: 142-4104 (1320 amino acids)
Biological process (GO): DNA integration
Molecular function (GO): zinc ion binding; nucleic acid binding
Source: RefSeq, a predicted model, not a curated record
GUCAGCCCGUAAGCUUCGGGUAAUAAAUGUUGCUGUUCCCCGUUGGAACCCUGGCCUGUCAGUCCCUGAACGAGAUUCAACACUGGCGACGAGGGUGGGACGACAAAAUCGAGAAGCAGCGAGCAGUCGGUUGAAGCGACAAUGCAGUCUGCAGGGCAGCUGGGCCAGAUGGAGUCGUUCGACGUUACUGAAAGCGACUGGACGGCAUACAAGGAGAGGUUGACAUCUUUUUUGAUUGUCAACAAGGUUCCCGACAGCGACAAGGUACACGCAUUCCUCAGCAUCAUCGGACCGCGUACGUAUGGGUUUCUGAAGUCUUUGGCUACGCCGGACCUGCCGUCGGAAAAAAGUUUCGAACAACUGAAGAGCCUCUUGGAUGCACAUCUUGCCCCAAAGCCGUCCAUAAUCGGGGAGCGAGCGAAGUUUUACCGAAGAACACAGAGCGAAGGCGAGUCUCUGCCCGAAUAUGUUGCGGAACUUCGGAAGUUGGCCCAGAGUUGUCAGUUUGGAGCGAAUUUGGACGAAGCGCUGCGGGAUCGUUUCGUUUGUGGACUACUGCGAGAGGACGUGCAGCAAGUACUCUUUACCGAGGACGACAAACUGACGUUCGCGAAAGCAGUCGAGCGCGCCCUGGCAAUGGAAGCAGCCCGGAAAAAUGUCGCCGAGACUAGAGUCGGGGAGUCAAUGACCACACAGCUGCACCAAAUGGAGGGAGAAGGUAAUUAUGCCCCUGCUGAUCUGUACGAGGCGCAAGCGAUUGCCGGUAGGCAGCUACAGGCUUGUUAUCGCUGCGGUUCUCAGAGCCACACGCAUUCACGAUGCCCGUACGUUAAAGAGACGUGCUAUAAGUGUGGAAAGAAAGGGCACAUUCAAAGGGCCUGUCGCAGCAACAGGCAAUCUUUUGGCGGGCAUCAGCAGAAACGGAGUGUGAAAACGCUGAAAGUGGUGACGCAGGUGCCACCCAUGGGCGUUUCGGAACAUGUGUCGUCUCGUCGCACUCCUAUUUUUGUUGGACUAAAGAUAAAUGGAGCACUGGUGGAAAUGGAACUUGACACGGGAGCCGCGGUGUCUAUCAUGCCUUACAAGCAGUUCAAGCAGCAGGUCCCUUCAGCUAGCUGCGAACCAACCGACAUCGUCCUGCGCACCUAUACCGGAGCCCUCGUCCAACCUUGCGGCGUGGCGGUCGUCAGUGUGCAGCACGGCGAACAGAUGGCGAAACUACCACUCUACCUUGUCGAUCAAGCAGGACCACCGCUGCUAGGGCGUGAAUGGCUGCACACAGUACGGCUAGACUGGAACCAGAUUUGGGGCCUCAACCACGUCUCAAGGUCAGUGUUCGACUUGUCUUCCCGAAUGAAGGAAAGGCUAGAGACGUUGCUUGCAAAAUACAAAAUGCUGUUCAAGGAUGAGCUAGGCGCUAUCACAGACGAAAAGGCCGAGCUGUUUUUCAAAGCCGACCACCGGCCGAGAUUCCUAAAAGCAAGGAAUGUGCCAUUCGCAUUGCAGUCCGCAGUAGAAGCAGAGAUAGAAAAAUUGGUUCAGCUGGGAAUACUCACACCCGUGAAUACAUCAGAAUAUGCCACGCCCGCCGUCCUUGUGAUAAAGAAAGAUGGAAGCAUACGCCUAUGUGGGGAUUAUAAGACAACGAUAAAUCCUUCACUGGACAUCACACACUAUCCGCUGCCUAAAAUCGAUGAUCUAUUGGCUGCGUUGGCCGGGGGAAUGCAUUUUACUAAGAUAGACCUCAACAGGGCAUACCAACAAGUACUCAUGGCGGAAGAGUCAAAGAAGUACCUAACUUUGAACACGCAGAAAGGGCUGUUCGUAGUCAACAGGCUACCUUUCGGAAUACCGUCAGCGCCAGGUAUUUUUCAGAAAAUAAUGGACACAAUGCUGAAGGGCCUAAACGGAGUUUGUUGUUAUCUUGAUGACAUAUUGGUCACGGGAAAAAACGCUGAAGAACACAUGAUAAACCUAGAAGCACUCUUGAGACGUUUGCUGGAGCGAGGCGUCAGAAUAAAGAAAGAAAAAUGUGCGUUCUUCCAAAAGGAGCUCUGUUACCUGGGGCACAAAAUCAGUGCAGCAGGAAUAUCUGCGUCACCAGAGAAAAUUGAAGCAGUCAUAAACGCUGCCGCACCGACAAACAAGCAGCAACUGCAGUCCUUUCUAGGUGUCGUGAAUUACUAUGGAAAGUUUGUGCCUAAUCUAUCAACAGUUGCUGCGCCCUUUUACCAGCUUUUACGGAAGGACGCGCCUUGGUGCUGGGACGAGUGCUGCCGAGAAGCGUUCAAAGAAGUUAAAAGAACGUUGUCAUCGCCGCAGGUGCUGGCCCAUUACGACCCGGAUAGACCAUUGAAGCUGGCCUGUGACGCAUCGCAGUACGGGGUAGGUGCAGUGCUUUCCCAUGUUUGUGAGGACGGGAAGUCUAGACCAGUUGCUUUUGCUUCGCGCACGCUUUCCGAAGCAGAGAAGAAAUAUAGCCAGCUUGAAAAAGAGGCGUUGGCCAUAAUCUUUGGCAUAAAAAAGUUUCAUUGCUCUAUUUAUGGCCGAGCAUUCACUUUAAUCACUGAUCAUAAGCCCUUACAGCAAAUUUUGGGGCCAACAACAGGUAUCCCGCCGAUCGCGGCUGCGCGCCUACAGCGGUGGGCUGUGACGCUGUCGGCAUACAGAUACGACCUUCUUUUUAAAAACUCAGCCGAUAACGCAGAAGCCGAUUUUUGUUCCCGUUUGCCGCUACCAUGCGUGAAAGACGAAACGCAGGAAUCUGAAGAGACUUUCUAUUCAUUGCGGCUGGCCUCUCUACCAGUGUCGAGCAAAGGGAUUGCGCAUGCCACAGAGCAGGAUAAUGACCUGGUGAAAGUAAAAGAGUGCAUAAGCACAGGCUGGCCAAGAUUUGUCAGUGAUGAUAGACUGAAACAGUACUUCGCCAGACGCAAUCAACUGACAUUGCAUCAAGGAUGCAUUAUGCUGGGAACACGAGUCGUCAUUCCCGCAAAGCUGCAGAGGGCAGUUCUGGACGAAUUACACGAGGGUCACCCAGGUAUAGUUCGCAGCAAGGCGCUAGCACGUAGUUACGUCUGGUGGCCGUCCAUCGAUGGGGACCUUGAGCGUAUGGUGAAAUCAUGUGCAGAUUGCCAAGAACAGCGCAGUGCCCCUUGCAAAGCUCCGUUGCACCCGUGGUCCUGGCCCUCAGCGCCGUGGCAACGCAUACAUAUAGAUUUUGCAGGGCCAUUUCAACAGUCAAUGUUUCUUAUAGUGGUCGAUGCUCACUCGAAGUGGCCAGAAGUAUUCCUGAUGCGUUCAACUACAACAGAUGCCACGAUUGAGUGCUUAAGAGAUGUUUUCGCUCGUUUUGGGUUCCCUGAGACGAUUGUGUCAGAUAACGGCCCACAGUUCACGUCACAGGAGUUCAAGCAGUUCGUAAGGGAGAUGGGUUGCCGACACGUGCAAACAGCCCCCUACAAUCCCAGUGCCAAUGGACUCGCGGAGCGUUUCGUCCAAACCCUGAAGAACGCGCUAAAGAAGGAUGACGCACGACAACCAAUGAAGGUAAAGCUCAACAAGUUCCUGCUCGCUUAUCGCAACACGCCCCAUGCUACAACGCACGAGGCACCAGCUAACUUGUUGUUGGGGCGACGUUUGCGCACCCGCCUGGAUGUGCUCAAACCCGCCGUGGGGGAAAGGGUGGCGUACGAACAGUUCAAACAAACGGUGAACAGACGGUGUCGUGUGCGCGAAGUGAGUGUUGGUGACCACGUUCUUGCACGCAAUUACAGGGGACAGCCCAAAUGGAUGCCUGCGGUGGUGACUGCUCAAAGUGGACCAGUGUCUUUCAGGGUACGAGCAUCGACACCUUCGGGAUGCUUCGAGUGGCGGCGCCACAAGAACCAGCUACUGCAAGGCACGGCAGGGCUUGCCGAAAACGCCGCGCAAGACGACGGUUUCUCCGUGUGGCCACAGAGCGACACCGAGCCGGAGCCAGCACCUUCAUUGCCUGCAGCUAGUGUUUCGCCUUCACCAACGACGUCGGUGACGGACACUUCUCGAGGCGACCAGGAUCGACGCUACCCAUUAAGGAAUCGCCGACCACCGGAUCGUUUCUGAGAGGGAACUAUGAGCUUCAUAAUAAAAGCAGAGGAAGUGUUGUGUCCGCGAUAGCUCACCUGAUAACCGAACUGUCGUUAGUGCGCAUGUGCCCACUAGUGCUUAAAUGGUAGCGCUCAAUGCAC